AUGAUUAAUGAUCACUUAUUUGAUUAUUCACAGGUUUCUUUGACGUAUACAGAUAUGCCCAAAGUCAAAGGUUUUAGAUUGUACAAUGUACUUUCUCAUCCUUGUGUUUUGGUAUUCUUCCACUUCUUUAUUUUGACUAUUUGUGAUGACGGGAAUGUCAUUUCAUAUAGCACAAAUAUGAAUCAACAGAAUAUUUUAAUUCCAAUUUCAAUAAAGACUUCAGACGUAUUUCGGAGUACAGCUACUUGUUCCUUUCUUAAAACACCUACCGCAUCUGAUACGAACGGUUUGUUCUCAGAAAUGUUGUUAUCAGAUUCUAAUCCAAGUGGAACCAUCACUUUCCGAUGCUCUCAAGCUGGCCAUGCAAUUCUUUUCUUCUGUCAUGAUAAAUCCAAUUCGAGUAUUUCGUUCUCAACUAAAAGUUUGAUCCAGUGUAGAAAACCUCCUGUUGUAUCUGUUGGUCCAAAGACAAUUCGUCUCCUGAAGAAACCAACUCCUUUUAAUCAGCGACUGAUUGUUCUAACCAGUGAGAUUGUUUCAGAAAGCAACAUUAUCGUGACAUGUCUGAAGAAAGGUGAAUCAGAUAUAUCAGUUUCGAUAAACCCUAUCACUGUAUAUUCUGGAACGUCAAAUGGAGUUGUGUCUGUUGCUAUUCAGUCAAUUUCCAAUGCUCAAUCGUUUACUAUUUCAUGUAGAGCACAAUCAAUUAAUGGUAGUCAGUAUAUGUCGGCAACAUCUGAGGGAUGCAGUUCAUCGAUCUCAUUAAUUAAUGGAGAGAUUAUCCUUACACCUAAUGAUGUGAAUUUGUAUAGUCUACAGUUUCAGGUUUUAUUGUUUCUGAAUGGAUUAAAUCAAGAUUUGGGAGUCCUUUGUAGCGUUAGUGUGGCUAACAAUGAAACACAAGCCAAUAAUUUACUCAGUGAUAAUACAUGUGGAACAGCAUCAACUAACGUUGCAACUUCAAACAACUGGUCUAUAACACCUUCUUUAAACGAAUUUAAGGCAUCAUCAAUAUCAAGUCGUACAGAUUCACUUACACGUUUACUUACGGUGAAACGUAACUCAUAUCCAACAAAUGAAUAUGAUAAUACAAUGGAAAUAUUAAUUUUAAAAUGUUGCAGUACUACAAAAAAUGCUACAAUGGAUCCAGCAUUUGCUAAUAUUGUAACAACAAGUCGAAUUAAUGUUCUACUUAAAUCUCGUUUAAUUAUUAAUAAAGGUGAAGAAUUACCAACAGAUCAAACAUUUCCCUAUCCUGAUCCUGUAUGGACGCAAAUUUCUCCUUGUCCCUGUGACCUAACCAUAAAUACAUGUGACCUUGGAUGUCCAUGCGAUAACAUUUGUCCUGUCAAUCAGUCUACAGUCAUUUCAGCAAGUUUUUUUGGUGGUUAUUUCAGUCUACCAAAUUAUCAUAGCUGUGAUGCAAUGUUAGAUCGAAUUGAAAAUGAAGAAAAUAAAAUUGAUUUAAUUAAUCGUGGUUUCACAAGAUUACCAGAUUAUCAUCCACUUCUAUGUGUUACUGUUGAUAAUAGUGCAGUUCUUGGAAAAUAUCACAGUUCACUUUCACCUGCUCGUAGUCUUAAUGACUUUAAUAAGAAUACUAAAAAUGCUAAAACUGAAUAUCCAUUAGAUCAAAUUAAUGAUUUGGGUGUUCGAGAAGUUAUUGUUGAUCAAAACAACCAAAAACAACGUUCAUAUACAAAUGGUGAUCCAUUACUUUUAAUGAUACAGCCGGUAAUUUUAACAACUUCAGAUGAUCCAUCUAUUCUCGUUAGUCAAUAUAAUGAGUAUUUUGUUUUACCCAAUGAAAUGAACUGUGAUUUAGAAUCAAAUAUUCCCGUAGAAUAUCUUUCUGAUCGAAUUACUUAUAGAUGUCCUAUUGUUUUGUCAGUCAUGCAAUGUCAAGACGCAAUCAAUAUAAAAAACAAUAUAGGGAUUGGCUGGGGACCGAGAACACUAUUGGACCGUUUAUUUGCACGUGCUUAUUUAAUUGAUGAUUUAGCAAUAUCAAGAAAUUCUGAAUCAAUAUUUCGUUUACGCAUGAAUCGUUUACGAGAUGAUACACCAGUCCCAGUAAAGGUGGAUUAUUUUUGUUUAAAGCAAAAUGAAUUACAGAACUUUACAAUGUCUUCUCAGUCAAAUGUUAAUGUAGAUCAAAUAAAUCAAACCGGUUUUUUCAAUCAUAACUGUACAUAUAAUGCAACGUCUAAAUCGACUUCAUGUAUCCCAUUACAAAAUUCAGUGAAGUCAAAUUACUUAGUCCCAACUACCUGUCCUUGGCAUAAUGAUUUCGAUCUUCCACCUGACAUUGAUUUAUCGAAUAAUAUAUGCAACAAUGUCGUAAUGAAAGUGGAUUAUAAAUUUGUAUGGUCCGAUGGAAGUAUACAAGAAGCAUUAGCUCAAGUAUAUAUGGCCAACUUACCUGUAACUAGCACUGAAAUAACAUAUUAUCAGGAAUAUUCUGUCAAAUUUAUUCAUACUACUGAAGUAGACAAUGAAAUUGACACAAAGCUACCGUCACAUCUUUAUGGUUAUGAGUUGGAUGAUUUAAUUGUAACUGGUCAAGUCACAUCAUCUUCUAUUCAACGUUUCCUAGUUCAAACGGAUGAUGAAACUAAUAUCAAAUCAGGUGUUAUAAGAACUGGCCCAGAUAUGUUAUGUGAAAAUUCAGAAAUCGAUCAGCUUAAGUUUGGUAAAACUGUGAUCACUUCCUGUCGUGUUCUUUUGGGUCUUAACGAUUUUACAAAUUGCGAUAAACUAAGAAGUCUUAUUAUUGCACGAUUAAAUCAAUUUAUACCAAGUGAAGUAAUUGCAACCUACCCACAAGCAUCUAAAACUUCACCAGAGGAUUGGAUUUUUAUACACAGAAAUGAUCCUGUUUUACAAUUAUCAACUGGAAACGAUAAUACAUCUUCUCUCAUUUCAUCAAUUGGCUUCUGUCCAAAUAUAACAUCUACUAUGUAUUUAAAAAUAAUCUCUGCAAUUCAAGGCAAAUUACAAGGUAUACCUUUAAGACAAAUUAUAUCUGCAUCAAUUGAAUAUUCACAAGAAGAUUGGCAAUUAUUAUGUGACUAUACAAUAUAUCCAUCAUUUUGUAGAAAUUCAACUAUCUUAAAUGAUGUACAAUAUUUUUAUCUUCGUAUAAUUGUUAUACAUUCUGAUAUAUCAGAUAAAGAAGAACAAUUAAUCAUAAAUGAACAAUUAAAUUGUGAUUUAGAUAAUUGUUGGAAUCAUGCAUUCUAUGCUUGGACAGGAUUAAUUAAAUUCUAUCAAUUAACUGGUAAAUAUGAGCAAACAUUUGAAAUUGGAGUAACAUUAGGUAUAUCAAGUUUGAUUAUCAUUAUUAUAUUUAUAACUAAACCUUUCUUUUGA
Schistosoma guineensis is the source of this 3372-nucleotide messenger RNA. The record is from the annotation of a GenBank genome assembly. Lineage: Eukaryota; Metazoa; Platyhelminthes; Trematoda; Strigeidida; Schistosomatidae.